Molecule: messenger RNA, 964 nt
Organism: Galendromus occidentalis (western predatory mite)
Lineage: Eukaryota; Metazoa; Arthropoda; Arachnida; Mesostigmata; Phytoseiidae
Exons: 4
Coding region: 49-927 (292 amino acids)
Source: RefSeq, a predicted model, not a curated record
GACUCAAUCUAAUGUGUGUCCGGAAAGCAGUGUUUCAUCUCGGAUACAAUGCGUGCUCUGGUGGUUCUGUACCUCGUCUUCGCCCUCGCGGCUGCUCAAGGACGGACAACGACUUUCGCUGAUGAUGAAGUGUCAUCGACGACCGACGCUCAGGAUCAAGCGACGUCGACGACCGACGCUCAAGAUGACGCGACGUCGACGACCGAAACUCCGGAUGACGAGGACACGACGACCGUCUUACCAGAUAACGCACUCAGUUGCAUUCGCAGGGUUGUUCAGAGCAGCAUCGGAAUCAGUAGAAACAGAACACUAGCCUUCCUGCAAAAGCUAUCCCCCAAAGGACACAUCGACGAGGUUCGCGCCAACAUCUCCGCGGAAUACGAAAUGCUCCAGAGAAGAGUGGAGGAAAACACGGAAAUUGUCCUCGCCGACAGAGCUACGUGUGAGGAAAAUAACGAGAAUGCUGUCUUCAAGAGGAGUUGCGGACUGCUGGCCAAGCUGAGCUUCGUUCAGAAGAACACAAGGGCAGUGCUGAUUCUCACGAAAAACACCAUCAUGAUCUUGAGCAGGGCUCAACUUGAUUUCGCGGUGAGUGAUAUUCCGUCCGCCUCUUGGUCUGGAGACAAUAAUCGGAGAAAAAACAUCCGGACAUCGGCACAUUCGGGAUGGGCUUGUGCAUUUAUCGCAUUCAUUUGGCGUAUUGAUGGUAUUCCAUCCAAUGACCGGCUGUGCCAUUCUCGAAAUGGACUCUCCGCUCUGCUUGCCCCCAGAUCGACCGCGACGAGCGGAUUUCAUUCAUGUUUGAGCAAUUUUGCCUUCGAUCCUCGGGAGCGGUUCCUAUAUAAACUCCUUUCCUCGACGAGGAUUCGCGGGGACGCUCCUCGGUAUAAAGUCUCGAACCCAAUGGACAAUGGUUUUCAAAUCUAAUGAUCAUGGAACCUUUCAGACGGGCAACGUUCUCUCG